Falco peregrinus (peregrine falcon) is the source of this 2567-nucleotide messenger RNA. It is a transcript of the gene DNTTIP2, whose product is annotated as deoxynucleotidyltransferase terminal interacting protein 2. The coding region runs from base 48 to 2567 and encodes 839 amino acids. Gene Ontology annotation, molecular function: RNA binding. Gene Ontology annotation, biological process: RNA processing. The record is from RefSeq and is a predicted model, not a curated record. The transcript has 7 exons. Gene Ontology annotation, cellular component: nucleolus. Lineage: Eukaryota; Metazoa; Chordata; Aves; Falconiformes; Falconidae.
AAGGGGCGGGCGGGGCCGGAAGGCGCGGGCGCGGCGCAGCCCACAAGAUGGUGGCCACCAGGCGGGCGGCGGCGCGGGGCCGGGGGCAGGGGCCGCGGGCCGGGGGCGGCGGCGGCGGCGGCCGCCCCUCGGGGCCCGAGCCCGCUGGGACAGCGGAGAUGGUGUCCAAUGAAAUUAGUACUCCUGUGUCUACGGGGAUGACUAGAAGAAGAACUAAAUCAAUUCGUAAGCCAGAGGUAAUUCAGGAAUCUCAGUCUGAAGAGCUGGAACAUACAGAAGCAAAGUCAGAUGUCAGUGGUAGCUUAGAGCUGCAACUUAUUAGGAAUGAGAACACAGUUGUUAAUUCAGCACCGUCGGUUGCUGAACCACAAGCCGAUGGGGAUGUGUCAGAAACAGAAUCAAACUGCUCUGCUGUGUCAGGUCUUCAGACACCUUUGUUUGUUAGAGUAACAAGAAGACGACAAAUUGUAGUUCCUUAUCAGCCGGAUUAUCCUGACAAAAAAAGACAUGACAAAACAGCUUUUCUAAAUAAGUUAAGAAGGACUGUGGAUGAAGAUGAUGCUUCUGAAGCCGAGUCUUGUUCCUCUGCAGUUUCUGGUGUCCAGAUGCCUAAUGUUACCAGAACUACAAGAAGCAGGCAAAGCAGAAAGAAAUUGCAGGCGGAUAGAGCUUGUGAAGUCCAGAGUGAAGAUAUUUCUGAUGCAGAGUCAUGCUGUCUGAAUUCUUGUAUGGAACCGUCCGGCACUAGCAAACGAAUUACUAGGAGCAUGCAAGUGAAAUCACAAGCAGAUAAUACUAAGCAGACUGAGAAAGGAAACAAAAUUGUUUCAGAAGAUGAGAAUUUAAUUGAGGACACCAUUAAAUCUGAGCCAGUAAUAAUUUCUGAUGCUAGACCUGCUGCAAAACUUGUCUCUGACACAGAAGAUGCUUCCUCUGUCACUGAGGGUAAUAAAGAAUCCAGUUCACCUAAAAGUAAAUGUUCUUCCAAAUCUGCCGGUACAACCCAGAGUGAAGACCCGGAAGGAGUGGUUUUGAAUGAUGUGACACCCAGCAGUCCUACAGAAAUGAAACAAAGUGACAUUGAAUCACCUGGGAAAAAAGCAAUAAAAAAUAGAGAGUCGGUUGGGGUGGAUGAUUCAGAGAAAGCAUGUGGCCAAAUACAAGAACACAGUGAAAUACUUGUGAGGGAGGAGGAACUAGAGGAUAUGGAUCUUUCCCUGGCUGAUUGCAUGAGUCCCAAACAAUUUUUAGAAUCCCAAGGGCAAAUAACACCAAACAAAAAUAAAAAAAUUCUGGAAUGCGAAAGAGAAGAUGCUGAGGCAGGUGCACGGAAGUCUUUCACCUAUGCUGAUAAACCAAGAAAGGGUGAGCAACCUAGGGCAGUGAGUAGCUCACAAAAGGACAUAGCUGUUGUACAAAGUACUGAUAGCAUUGGUGGAUGCAGGAUGCUUGAAAUCAAUACGGACAGUGGUGAAGACCAAACAGGAGAACAUGCUGAAUCUGUAUUCCACAACUCUGAAAGUUCAAGCACUGGAAACAGUUCUCUUGUAUUGUUUCUGAGCAAAGAUGAAAGUGAUGAAUCUGAAAAUAGUGAUGUACUGUCCGUAAAUACAGUUGAAGAGGAACUGUGUUACAACGAAGCAGAUGAGAGGACUCCUUCCCUCAAAAAAUCUUCGAACGGUUCACUGCAUGCUGAAGGGCUUUUUGUAAUUGAUACUGAGCCUGGCAUGAGUUCCAGCCAGAAGUAUUAUCUAGAUCAGGUAGACCAAGAUAGUGAUGCUGAUAGUAAGCACGAAGGAAGUGAAAAAGGUGAAGAAUCCUCAGAUCUGGAAGAUGCUGAAGAGGAAUUGAUAGAUGAAGAUAAGAAGGAUGAAGAUGAUGAUUUAUUGAAAACUAAGAUUGACGUUUUACAUCUUUCCAGCAGCAUAGACCCUGGUUUGAAUAUCAAGAAGCUUGGAGGUUUAUAUAUUAGUUUUGACGCAAAAAAACAGAAGCCUGAAUCAAGUGUAAUUAAACAACUGAAGGAGAAAAAGAAGGACCAGCUCUUGCAGAAGAGUGUAAUAACUCCAGAUUUUGAAAAAAAGGAGUGUGUCCCACCCUUCAGGGAGUCACUACACCAACUGAAGAAACAGCGCAGGGCAGAGCGAGAGAAAACAACAGGUGACGGUUGGUUUGGUAUGAAAGCCCCAGAAAUCACAAGUGAACUGAAAAAUGAUCUAAAAGUUUUGAAGAUGAGAGCUUCAUUGGACCCUAAGCAUUUUUAUAAGAAGAAUGAUAGAGAUGGUCUACCCAAGUACUUCCAGGUUGGAACUGUGGUUGAUUCUCCUAUAGACUUUUACCAUAGUCGAAUCCCUAAGAAACAAAGGAAGAGAACAAUUGUUGAAGAGCUGCUUGCAGAUUCUGAGUUUAGAAGGUAUUUAAAAACAGUUUGUCCCAAUGCAAAGUCCGCCUUCCCCUUCGGGCAGCAGAUGGAGCUGCUGCACGAGAAACAGGACAGCUGUCAGUUCGUGAUCGAAGGAGAUGGGGCGUCUGAGGCAAAACCAACAGAUCAGAUUGACCUUUGCUGA